CCAUGGUAAUAAAUACUGGUCUUUUGCGUACUGUCAGAAGGUAACCAUUGGUCCAUUACCGUGAGACGAUGCAGAGAAUCAAAGCGGCAGAUAGACUAUCGAUAGAGUGUACUGCUGACUUGUAGUCUUGAAAUGUCAGCUAUAUCACAUAACACACCGUGGAUCGACCAUCAGUCUGUAGCAGCAGACAAACAUUUCAUUCAGUUAAAGACAACCAUCACCGGAAUAUGAAAUAUAUACCGUAUUUUCGGACCAUUGUGGAUACGACAAACCGACCGGACCGGACAGCGCUAUGAAUAAUUACAACAGUAGUAAAGAGAGAUAAAAGCGAUUUUCCACCCUUUCAGGAAAAGUGUCUUUUAUUGUUCUGAAUAGCCUCUGGAGCCGUCGUUACCUGACGUAGUCCUGUCAAAUGAUCGAUACCCGGAGUGCAAUUUUUAAUACCCAAUGAUUUAGACCAAUCGCACAGCUGUCGACAAAUAAAUACUACGAAUAGUUUGACAACAAUCAGCGACGAUACUAAUCAUAUAUUUAGAAUUCAACCUGUCAACAACUUUUUGUCGGUGUUUUAUUUUUGUACUUCCUUAUUCGGAUUUCAGCGAUGCCUUCACUUCGGGAAAUAUUUCAGAUUCAGGUGAUAACACACAAUAUUUCCCUUAUUUUUAUUUUCUAAAAUGUAAGUAAGCUAGAAUGCGCUUGGGACUCGUUUCUUGAUGGUGGUGUGGAGUCAAGCCAUGACGCGGCCUUCUCACUAUGGUUGUUGUACGCUGCUUCAUUUAAGGGAAGACAAUGCCAGAUUUAUUCUUCUCUUUGUUGUUCUGUUGAUGUACAUGUUCGCGGGGGCAUUUUUGUUCAUGAGCUUGGAACAGGAUAACGAACUCAAAGAAAAACAAGAAUAUCAAAGCUACCUGGAGGACUUCUAUACCCGAAAUCCUGGUGUCAACAAAACAGAUUUAGAGGCACUUCUGACACGACACGGCGCGGCGGAAGCUGCCGGAUAUGUCGGGAACAAAAGGAGUCGUUGGGAUUUUUCCGGGUCAUUUUAUUUCGUGGGAACAGUUAUUUCUACAAUAGGCUUCGGAAUGACGACUCCUAGAACAGUCGCUGGAAAGGUUGUGUUGAUCUUCUAUGGAUUCUUCGGUUGUGCGAGUGCUAUUUUGUUUUUCAAUCUGUUUCUCGAAAGGAUUAUUACGUUCCUCGCGUAUAUCCUUCGCUCUGUUCACGAAUGCAAGAUCAGGAGAAGGUCCGGUGGUGAUGGAUCCAGUGAUUCUCGGGACAGGAGGUCUUCCCAAACAUCAGAGGAUGACCAUCUGGACACGUGGAAGCCCUCUGUGUACUGGGUGAUGCUUAUCCUGUUAUUGGGGGCAGUUGUUGUGGCCUGCUGCGCAUCAGCUAUGUACCAGCCAGUGGAAAACUGGACCUACUUUGAUGCAAUCUAUUUCUGUUUUGUGACGUUUGCCACGAUUGGUUUCGGUGAUUUAGUCGUCAGUCAGAAAGCCGAAUAUGAUAAUGUACAUAUAUACCGAAUCGGGAAUUUUAUCUUCAUUGUGAUAGGGUGCUGUUGUAUUUACAGUUUAUUCAAUGUGACAUCCAUAGUUAUUAAGCAGUUUUUGAACUGGCUGAUUCAAAAGAUGAACUGUCGCUGCAGGCGUCGAGUGAAAAAGUCCACUGGACGUCGAAAUGCAAUAACACCAGGACACCUCCAACGACAUUCGAACGGGUCAACUAAAGUCCAUAGUGUGACUGUUGAACCAGACAGCGACUCUGAAGGACGAAGGAACUCUGACGAAAUGAUUUCCAUGCGCGAUUUUCUAAAUGCAAAUAAGAUAUCGCUAGCAAUGAUGCAAAAGCAAUUGUGGGAAACAUCCCAAAGAGGCGGCGUUUCUAAUGGCGGUGGAUUUCAGGGCCCAGUUGGUCCUUUGGCUAUUCUAGACCGAAAGUUAGGGCAAGAUGAAGUAUGAUUAUCAACAAUAUGUACUAUGACAAUUUCAUAUCUUUCUGACAAUCAUGAAAAUUUUUUGAUUUGUCAAAAAAGGCACUCUGUGAUAAAAUUGUCCGAAAGAGGAAAAAGCAAGACAGCCUAAGACAAUUGUAUCUUGAUCUUGUGUUCUUGUUCAACAACGACAGCAUUGCAACAUAAAGUUUAUCUUCCAAACAAACGAAUUUGUCGAGGGCACUCGCCACAAAUGGAUUACCACCCCAGCUGAUAGAAGAACAUUGGGUUUAUGUUUUGUCAGUUGUUUAAAUCUGCUUCAUUCUGAAGAUAAACUAUUGUUAUUUUUGUACUAUUUUAUAAAGAAGAUAAUAUUGCUGCAAAUGGAUGUGUAAUAGUGUAUACGUACAGUGCAUUGUAUUUGAAAGUGAAUACAGUUUUAAAGGUGUGCAGUUAAAAAUAUGUAUGGUGAUGAAUGAUUAACGCAUUAUACGAUCUAUUGCUACUCACAAAAUGGUGAUUGUAUUGGAUUUUUAGUACGAUUAUUUUACAUCGUUUUUCAAAGUAUCUAUUUAGAUUUAUUGAGUAAAAUAAAAAUAAAGAUGUUGAAGUAUAAUUUGUUAUAGUAAUACAUCUAGAACGUGUAAAAUUACUUUUUUUUUUUAUCGGAAGUUUUAACCGACCAGCUAACAAUCAAAGUAUUCUAGGUAAGACAAAUUAGAUCCGCGUAUUUACAUCUGACAAACACUUCAUGACUUAUUUCUGUAUUCGAGUUCAAUAUGGUGAAAGACUUUUUGUACACUUUCUUUCGCUGAAGAGAACCUUCCUCACGUCAGUUCUCGCAUGCACUAAUCGUGAUGUUUUCCUUUUACAGGAUUGGGAAAAGAUUUCUAGACUUUAUUGAAAAACAGUGUAUCCGUGUAAUAAUCAUUUCCGUUUAAGGCUUAAGUAAGCCGAAAUCGUUCUGAAAGCAAAAUAAAACUCUAUCGAUUAAGUCACGUCAAUAAACCAAUAUAUUUUGACUUUAUAAUAUAAUCGUGUAGAAUUCAAAUCACGUUUUCGUUUAAAGAGCGAUUAAUUUGUUGUUUAUAAUUGUACAAAGUGCUUCCAUGUGCUACUAAACACAUAAUUCUAUAUUACUAGUGUGUGAAUAUGUGGAGAAUAUGUGCUUGUAUAAUUAUAGAAUUAUUUUUCUUUGAUUUGUACGUUCCUGAUUAUUCAUUAAACUUCAUUAUAAUAGGAAUCUAUAUACAUAAAGCAAUGGACGCUUAAAUAAACAUAUCUGCCCCAAGUGAAGAAAUAUUUGAUAUGAAGUACAGAAAAAUUCACUUAUUUUAACACCUCUUCAGUCCUUGUACGGAGUUGAACUCAUGACCCGCGAAACCCAUGUGAUCAACGCGCUAGACCGCUCGACCACCAAGGAAGCUUUCAAUGACAAUGGAAUACUCGCCACGCUGUCACACUAAACGGUCGCUGGGAAUGAAAAUUUAAUACAGUUAGGCCCUAUUUACCGAAAAUAAA
Messenger RNA from Ostrea edulis (European flat oyster), 3454 nucleotides. Its product is annotated as potassium channel subfamily K member 13-like. Bases 714 to 1961 code for a protein of 415 amino acids. NCBI's taxonomy places the organism in Eukaryota, Metazoa, Mollusca, Bivalvia, Ostreida, Ostreidae. Gene Ontology annotation, cellular component: membrane. Gene Ontology annotation, molecular function: potassium ion leak channel activity. Gene Ontology annotation, biological process: potassium ion transmembrane transport; stabilization of membrane potential. The record is from RefSeq and is a predicted model, not a curated record. The transcript is spliced from 3 exons.